GACGGAGGUCCGGUCCACCAUCGAUGACGCAUUUCUUCAUGGCAUUAUAGACAGGCUGCAACCACUUUGGAGGUAUCUAAGUGGAAACUCGAAGUUUGUUGAGCUUAUGCAACGUGUCAGAGUGUACACGAAAUUGCAGAAAUAGGUACGAGGUACUCUAAUAAUUGAUAACGUGCAAGGGCCCCCUUGAUGCGCGCAGCUGUCGAGACGGGGCAAAAUAUAUAUAAUGUAAAUAUAUAUCGCGUAUGUAUGAUGCGAAAGUCAGUGACGCCAUGUUCUUGCUCCGCGUUUCUUUUUUUUUCUUUUUUAAAGCACAGGAAGUCGAGGAGGCAUCACGCGUGUUCCCAGGGCGUGCAAGUGCAGACAGUGAUAUCUGACAACCUGUGUGCGUUUUUUUCGAUAAAUUCUCUUUGUGCUCGAUCCGACGGCUCGGCUCGCACCCGGAUGCUUCAGUCACAGGAAAAAAAAAAAAAAGACCUGGCUUCAAUUUGGCGCGGGAUCAUAGAUUCUUCAUCUUCCCCCGCCAAACGCGCGUUUUCAUGGUAAACGCACUGGCACAAAGAGCAAGAGGUGGAUGGAAACACCCAAACGACUGCUCUACACCGGAUAUCGCGUGAGACCAAAUGUGUUUUACGAGGUCGCCAUCCGCCACCCUCUGCUUCCUCCGCCUCCCGCCGCGUGGAGCCACCUGCGAAGGCGCGUCACCGCUCGGACGCGUUCGCGUCCUUGCCUCGCGCGGCGGCGUUGGCGUCGGCCGCACCCUCUUCCAAUCCGGCUUCCCUUUUCGCCGCCGCGUUGUUUCAAGCCGCGAGCGGGCAGAGAUCGCGGAGGCCCGGGCUUCACAUCAUCGGCGGCGCACCGUCGUCGCCGGCCCCUCUGGCUCUCUUCUCAACCUCCUCUCCCGCUGUGGCGAGCGCCGCGAGACUCGGUUUUUCCUUGUGCGUGUGACCGGCACGCGCCAACCGGUCGAGUACGAGUGGUCACUAUCGUGGCCAGCGGUGAGAGAGUGCAUUUUUAAGGCAAAAGAAAAGAAAGAAAAAAGAAAUUGGCCGAUCCUAAGCAGCAUCCGCACGCACUGUGCGAGACACGAACGCCCGGAGUGCCGUGCUACCGACUUGCGACGACCGGCUACCUCGCUCACUGGACCAUGUGUUGCCCCGACACGGGAGCCUUGUGAUAGUUGCUCACGGCCGCCACCACCUGCGAUGGUGCCAUCGCCUGCCCGUGCUCCGGGUUGCGAGUGACUUAACUUCCUUUCCUGGCUUUGGUCGCGCACGCGAGCGACGACGGUGAUAAGAAGACCGAGGGAUUAUCGCUUGCGAGCAGCCUGCUGGCAGGUAGUGGACAUCGAUGACUCCGAGAAGCCGCUUCCAAGCCAUUCGCCGCUAUGGUUAAACCUCCAAGCAACCUGACAGCUGUCAAGCGGCGGUGUUCGUGGCUCCAUCACCACCACCCCGAUGCCCUCUGGCGGUGGAGGGACCGCCGGCUCGAGCCGGUGCGGCGGCCCGGCGCGGGAACGCCGACGCCGGCGACUACGCGGGGCGCCCUGACCCAGGCCGCCGGGAACUGCCGCCGCCGAACACAUGUGCCCGUGCACUAGCCGCCGAGCACCGGCAACGCUCCGGCGCACGACGCCGGCUAGGUGGCUGCUGCAGGUCUGCGUGCUGCUGCUGCUUCUGGAGAUGGCGGCCGAGCGGUACGGGGCAUGGGGUGCCGUACCGCUCAGCUCCCAGCGGCAGACCGGCAGCAUCCCGGGAGACUUCAUCAUUGGCGCCCUCUUCCCCGUGCACCAGUCACCGGACGCCAAGAACGCGCAGACGCGCACCUGCGGAGAGGUCCGCGAGCACUACGGCAUCCAGCGCGUGGAAGCCUCUCUGCACACUAUCGACGACAUCAACCGCAAUGAUGCGCUGCUGCCCAACGUGACACUGGGCAUCGAGAUCAGGGACUCGUGCUGGUAUUCACCCACGGCCCUCGAGCAGAGCAUCGAGUUCAUCCGGGACGCUAUCAGCGCCCAGGAGACGAGCGGAGUCAGCGGGCAGAACCUCACCGAGUUGCCCCCCGCCUGUCCCAAGGGACCGGCGAGACGCGUCAAGAACCUGGUGGGCGUCAUUGGGCCCGGGUCGUCGGCCGUCACCAUACAGGUUCAGAACCUGCUGCAGCUGUUCAACAUCCCGCAGAUCGGCUACUCGGCCACGUCGCGGCAGCUGAGCAGCAAGCAAUUCUUCAAGUACUUCCUGCGCGUGGUGCCUUCCGACCAGUACCAGUCGCAGAUGAUGGUCGACACGCUGCUCAUGUACAAUUGGACGUACAUCUCGACCGUCAACACAGAAGGCAACUACGGCUACAACGGCAUCGACGAGUUCACCAGUCGUGCCAAGGACGCCGGAAUUUGCGUGGCCAACUCGCACGCCAUACCGACGGAUGCGGACGACGAGGACUACGAUUCAGUAGUGCGCAGUAUCGACAAGUUCGGCACUGCCCGCGUGGUGGUCUGCUUCUGCGAAGGAUUCACCGUGCAGGCGCUCAUCAACGCCACCGCCAGGCUGAGGGUCGCCGGGAAGUACAUCUUCUUCGGCAGCGAUGGCUGGUCCGACCGCCAGGACGUGGUGAAGAACCAAGAGAAGGCGUCCGUCGGGAGCCUGUCCAUCCGCUUCCACGCUAACUACGAUCACGACUUCGACCGCUACUACUUCGGCCUGAACCCGUUCAGCAACGUGCGGAACCCGUGGUUUAAGGAAUUCUGGGAAGUGCGUUUCAACUGCUCCCUAGGCGUCGGUCCGGGCUCGGCGCGCUACAACCGCACCUGCACCGGCAAGGAAGACCUCCGGGAAGGUCACAAACAGGACACGAAAGUGGAGUUCGUCAAGAAAUCUAUCUACACCAUGGCAUAUGGCCUUCACAACAUGCAUCGCGACCUCUGUCCCAACACCUCCGGCGUGUGUCCAGCCAUGGUGCCCGUCAAUGGCUCCGUCUUUUUGCAGUACCUCAUGAACGCCACGUUCGCUUGGAACAACGAGACAGUCUUCUUCCACGAGAACGGAGACCCGCCAGGGCGGUACGACCUAAUGAACUACCAGCAGCUGGGUGAGCACCACUACGACUACGUGCAGGUUGGUUCGUGGGUCAACGGUGAGCUCACCAUGACUGGCGAGGUGCAGUGGCACCAAGCACAACGAAAGACGCCGCCCGUCUCCAUAUGCUCGCUACCCUGCGAGAAGGGAAAGGUCAAGAGCAUCCACUCGGAAACGAUGAAGUGUUGUUGGAACUGCGUGGCCUGCAAAGAGAAUCAGUACGUCAAAGACGAUUACACCUGCUUGGACUGCGAGAGGGGUUGGUGGCCCAAUGAGAACCUCACGGGUUGCGUGCGCAUCCCGGAGGAGUACAUCCACUGGACUGACAGCCAAUCACUGGCAGCCAUGAGCAUAGCCUGCCUGGGCCUGAUGGCCACGCUGGCCGCCAUGAUCAUCUUCAUCCGCCACAACGACACGCCGGUGGUGAAGAGCUCGACUCGCGAGCUGUCCUACAUCAUACUGGUCGGCAUGUUCCUGUGCCACGGGACCACGUUCGCUCUGCUGGCCAAGCCCAGCGCGCUCACCUGCUUCAUCACGCGCGUGCUGCCAGGCCUCAGCUUUGCCAUGAUCUACGCGGCGCUCGUCACCAAGACGAACCGGAUCGCCAGGAUCCUGGCCGGUUCCAAGAAGAAGAUCAUCACCAAGAAGCCUCGAUUCAUGAGCGCCACCGCCCAGGUGGUGAUCACGUGGCUGCUCAUCUCCGUCGAGGCGGCCAUCAUCGGCGCCAUGGUGGUGCUCGAGCCCCCCGACAGCAUGUUCGCCUACCCGGCGCUGGACCGCGUCAAGCUCAUCUGCAACACCACCACGCUGGGCAUCAUCGCACCUCUGGGCUUCGACUUCUUCCUCAUCGCGAUGUGCACGGUGUACGCCGUGAAGACGCGCAACGUGCCGGAGAACUUCAACGAGGCCAAGUUCAUUGGCUUCACAAUGUACACGACUCUGGUGAUCUGGGCCGCGUUCGUGCCCAUCUACUUCGGCAGCAAGCACAAGGUGAUCACGCUCUGCCUCUGCAUCAGCUUCUCGGCCGAGGUGGCCCUGGUGCUUCUAUUCAUGCCGCGCGUCUACAUCAUCCUGUUCCGGCCGGACAAGAACAACCGCAGCGCCUUCACCACGUCCAAGGACGUGCGCUGCCACAUUGGAUACAUGAACUCGAACAUGGCCGCGGCCACGGCCGCUGGUGCCUCGGCCGUGUCCAGGAACUCGUCGCACUCGACGUCAGAGUUCUCCAUGGAGUCUCCCAGGAACCACACCGCUGAGACCGUGAUCAAGCCGCCGCCGACGCGCUCCAAGAGCCUCAACCUGCUGGAACGGUUCCGGGCCAGCAAGCAAGACCGCAUCGCGGCCAGCGUCGCGCAGCACAUCCGCGCGGUGCGCGCCGCCGAGGCGCUCGACCGGCGCACCCACCUGCGCCACUCGGUCGAGCCGCUCUUCGGGACAUCGCCCAAGGUGCCCGCGCAGCGCACCUCCUCCGACUCGCCACCCGGCGCGCACGAGCGCCGGAGGCUGGUGCAGCAGCAGCAGGCGGCCGCCGCGUACGGCGCCGCUUCGGCCUCCAAGCGGGAGGUCUCCUGCCAGACGACCGACGACCUGGUCGAGAUGUGGAUGCCCUGCCUCCGCAGGCGCAUCGCGCGCUCCGAGACGCUCAUGUCGACGCUGUCGCCCGACGACGAGGACGACGUGGCCCCCGGUCUGCGGCACCGGAAACUGUGCCGCCACGUGCCCUCCGUCAGCGACGACGAGGUGCUGGACGUCGUGUUUCGCGGCGGCAGCUCGCAGCAGCAGCAGGAGUAUCACCACCACCUUCAACACCUGCCCGGCGGUUCGGUCAGGUACGGCCGCAGUGGUUCCGGCGGUGGCGCUUCGUCGGCGGCUUCGGCGUUCAAGAGCGACGAGUCUCUGCUGGAAGGUGCUUCCUCCAUCGUAGAGGAGAGUGCCAGCAGUGGCAGCGAGGAUGCCGCCGUCUACAAGAACAUCAUCAUCAGCCUCGGCAGCCCUGACGCGGUGCGCGUGCGCCAGACUCCCGCGUCUCCAGUGAUAACGCCCCGCCGCGGGAGCAGCGGGGGCAGAAGCGCAAGUAACGGCGAAGACGUGACUGCCGUCGAGUCCACUUCGUCGUCCCCGUGGGCCGAGGUGUCGGCCCAACUACUGCUCAGGUCGUACAACGGCAAUGCUCAAGGGACCGGUCAGCAGCCCGUGUACUGGGCCGGCCCAUCGUCAGGAUGCUCAGACCAAGAACGCUUCGGCAAGUGAGCCCCUCGUCCCGUUCAAUGCCCUUACUGCUGUCGCUACGGUAGCCAUCUCAAGGCAGUGUCGAGUGCUGUGCCGAGGUCGGUGUGUUUUGCUUUCUACUUCGUUUCUGUCAACGUGGCCCGGGCUCCUUCGUCCUGUGGCGAAACUUUCUACUCUCUCGUGGCCAGCUUUCUCAAGCAGCGUGCGGGGCCUCGAUCCGGAGUUUUUCCCCGCGAAGUCCGCAGUUUCGGAGCUGCACCUCUCCUGGCAAACGUGCGAAUCGCUACGGCAGCGGACGACAGGUGGCUCUGCUACCACUGCCCUUAUGUUGGUAUUCUUUGUGUGUGUGUGUUCAUGUGUGUGUGUGUGUGUGUGUGUGGCGCAGCAGGAGCGUUCCAGCCAAAGGGAACCGCGUGAUAGUUGAGCCGGUCACAGAGUCGUUUUUCCACGGCUCCCACGCCUGUCUUCCUGUUCCUUGUGAAAGCCCUGGUGACAUCCUAGAACCUUUCCCCGCACUCUCACAGAUGUGGCCUCUGGCAGCGUCAACCACACAGCCUGUCGAGGUCAUCCGUGGGUUCGCGCAUUAGUAUAGGCGAGCAGCCGUGAACGGCGCAUAGGGAGCCUUGUCCGUGGGUGGUGCAAAAUGUUUACAUCGUUUUCUCUUUAUUUACUCAACGUCGUCUCUGACCGAGAAGAUGCCACCAUUUAGCCAUCCUGUUUUAUCACGUAGUCUAGUAUGCGGAGUUCUCAUAACCCCGAUACAAACCCAUCAUGCACAGACGAGCUGUGAAACUCGAGCGGUUUCAACUUCUUUUGAUUAGCGCACUCCUUGUAACGCCAGUGAUGUUCGCUCCUUCCAGAGUCGACACGAGAGGUCAACCCUUGUUUUUUGUCGCUCUGAGCGUUUUCCUUCAUUUUACCAUACAUUCCUUCUUCCGUGUCCUCAUACGCGAAGAAACAAUGUGCAUCACUUGUUUUUAUUGCUGUCAAUAGGAAUAAUACCAGCGAAAAAGCAGCUUCUCAGUAUUUAAAACAUUCCCAAAGUUGCUUGACAUUUGUUGAUACGUAGUUGGCAUGACAUAGAAUACAUCAUUGCCUGCAAGGGACGGAAGCGGCAAAAACUGCGCUUUAUAUUGCUUGAUGUUCCACUGCUCUUAAUUUUUUACAGCUAGACUUUCACCUAUCAUGCUUAUUUAUUGUCGUUUACUAAAACUUCCGUAUUUAUUUCUGAGUAUGCUGUCCAGAAUGGUAACAGAAUAGUUGAAAAUCAAAAUGACUUAGUAUGAAAAUAAUUUACUCGAGAUAUCAGUACCUUUACGUUUUCCUUAUUGCGAGCUUCAAGCCUUCAAAUAAGCGCCCACUUUUACGGUACCUUUCCAAUCUAUCCCGAUUAAGGUGCUCAAUAAAGGAGUAGCUGUUGUCCACAAAGAAGCUGCUGCUAGGCCGUAUAGUCUACAUAAAGCGGCAAUGAAGGUUUGUUUUCCUCGUCUGUAAGUUAGCUAUAUACGACAUUAGUCAUUACUGUGGGCAUUAGUGUUAUAAUUAGAGGAUUGUUCGAAAAUUUCUAUAGAUUGGCUGUCCAUGCUUGAAUUUAAGGUUUGACUCCAACAUGACUAGGGACAAAUAUAAAGAUCAAACAAAAAAGUUAGGCAUUACAUACUGGCAUUGCAAAAAAUACCUAUUCAUAUCUCUCGCAGCAGAAGAGUACGCUUUCUGUAGUGUUUCUGCUUCAUAGCCGGCUAUUGAAUAUUUUCUACCCUUCAAUGUUCAAAUUACAUGUUUGUGUAUCUGUUAUUUGUGUGUGUUUGUGUGUGUUGACACUUGUAUAUACGCAAAUCGAAGCAACCUUCUUUGACAAUAUCUUCCGUUCCGUGUUACCGUGCUUGCCUACAUGUUUUCUUUCCCUGUUGCUAUACGUAUAUGUAUAUUUAAACCAAAACACCCCUGUCGCCGUUAGAAGCGACUCGAGUGGUGCUCAAUAUGUCAGUAAUACCGUAUGCCAAAUGACGAGGCCUAAGUGUCCGUCGCUUGGCGAAGAUAAAUACACCUUCCGUAGUGCUAGUCGUUUUCAUGUUCCUUUUCUUUGUGUUGUUAUACCAACGAAUGAGAGUGAACGUACGGCUCCUUGGCGCCUUCUUUUUCGGGUACCAGUUAAAUGAGCAAGGGUUGUAUACUAUGAGGGCUGAAGCGAUCUGUUCUUUGGCGCUUCGCUCUAGUUUGCACUGGUGGUCGCGGCUCGUAGACCCUAGUCUAGUUCCACAAAAGCUGUAAUACAGCUCUCGUUUGCGGUCAGUUGAUUGUAAUAGUACAAGAGGACGCCGUCAGGAUCUUCUAUACUGAUUUGUUGAGAGCUUAGUGUGCCCGGUCACGGAAAGUUAAUUUCGUUGCUGGCAAGUCAUCACGAGUUCGUUGGACAAGCAGUUUUUUUGAGAGCAUCUUUGCGGGGUGUGUUUAAUCUUUUGAUCCCAGUCUUCACCAAGUGGCGUGUUCGUUACACAGCUCAAGUUCUUUUUUGGGCCAAGCAAUGUGUGUUCGUGUGCAUGAUCGUUCGUCAGUGAGGCAGCACAUGGGCGGAACAGGUACUCGGCCUGUGUGCCCGCCGUAUUGCUGUGCGGUGGAGUGUUCUUACUGAAGCGGCUGAUGCUGCUGUUGUUGUUGUGACGUUUUCAAGGGCAUAUUUCAUGCGUGAACACUAUUUGCAGUGUUAAUGACACUGUUUUACUGGUGGUUAUUAUCCUCAGACAGAGAUCGUUGAAGAGUGUUCCUGAAGUGUCACUAUUCGUUCAGACACAUGCUGCAAAUGUCCUUCAGUAAAGUAGCUAUGACUUAAGUAUAUACCGAUGCUCAUACGGAGAUUACGUAGGGCAAGGAAUUCGGAAACUGCGUAAUAUACAUUAAACUUACAAGCGGGAACUACUUUGUGUACUUGAUGUCUUGGAUAGUGAAUUAUUAAAAAUCCAUAAGAACACUAAGAGUAAAUUAAAGAUAAAUUAAAAGCAUCAUCGUCCGACAGCUGCCGACCGGAGGUCGACUAUCAGAAGGCUUUUAUUGUCUAGGCUCAGUAGAACCAUUAAGGUCAUCUGUGUCUUAUCUAUGUGUGUCUCUAGAAAUCUCUGAUAUGAUUGUGACGAGUGCAAAAUUAUGGCAUUCUUAGUCCAUCACGAUAAUGAAGCUCAGCAAUUAAGGCUCAGAUGGACAGUGGUGGAAGGAAGACCUGUGGUGAAACUGCCCUAGAAUCGGAGGAAACCGUGCAACUAUGAGUUUGAAUAUUUUCCUCAAGAAAAUUCCUCUAGUCUAACUCUGUUGCAAGAUGCGCCUGUUGGGAAAGUACGCGCAAGUCACUUGUAGGCAGAGCGAAGAAUUUCUUUCGGCAAAUAUCACAAAUAAAUUAAACUGCACAUAACAUACAUAUUGUGGCAAUUGAUGAAAACCUAGUCACUGUUCGAAGGCAGCGGCUUUUCCCGCUUUUCUCUUUUUUGCUUGCCGUAAGUGAGGAAUAGACCCAAUGAAACGUUACCCGUAGCACUUGUAGUAAUGACGAGCUACCCUUAAUGCAUUUAUAUAAAAAAAAGUAUGUCUUAACGGCCGGCAAGGGCUUUCGUUUUGCAUGGACACUGAAUGCCAAAAAAAAAUAUGUGCAAACUUGUGAAGUUGAUGUCAAAGUGUUGGCUGAGAGAAGGAAUGUAUAUAUGUUUUGUACAUAGCUAUUUAAAAAAAGAAACGGUCACCACUAUCUGUAUAUAGUAGAUGGUUACGUGUGUCACGACAUCCUGGCGAGAAAUCAUUUGGUGUCGUAUUCGUUUUCAGAUCACACCCUGAAACGUCACUCAACAAUGUGCUGGAUCUUGUGCCAAAUGUUUCGUUGCGCUGUUUUGAACUUGUGUUAGAGGUCUUGCUUGUGUUAAGUUUUCAGGUGUUUAAGGAUAGAAAUGGUGAACUACCUAUUACGUGUUCGUCUACACGCGAUGUUAAAGAAUUAACCGUCAUGGUGUGCCAGUUACCAAAUGAUGUGUCGAGGCCGUGAUACACCGAAGAGGACUGCGUAAAAUGAUCAUUGAAUAACAUUCUUAAGCCUAGGAAAUCUAGGCUGUGCUAUUCAUUCACUUUAUUUUCUAUUACAUGGCUCAUUUUGUGCACUUCGUUUAAUUACACGUUCCCUCAUGUCGA
Dermacentor andersoni is the source of this 9470-nucleotide messenger RNA. Its product is annotated as metabotropic glutamate receptor 5-like. Gene Ontology annotation, molecular function: G protein-coupled receptor activity. Gene Ontology annotation, cellular component: membrane. NCBI's taxonomy places the organism in Eukaryota, Metazoa, Arthropoda, Arachnida, Ixodida, Ixodidae. The record is from RefSeq and is a predicted model, not a curated record. Gene Ontology annotation, biological process: G protein-coupled receptor signaling pathway.